AGAGGGGCUCGAAGUUUUGUCGCCUGCAUUCCGGGCUUCCGCCAUGCCUUCGAGGCGACGGGAGCCAGUCAGAAGGCCGAGAUAGCAGCCAUGGCGGAUGGCUCGUGGGCGGAGGCCGAGAGGGCGAAGAACGAGGGCAACGAGUUCUUCAAAGACGGCAAGUUUGCUAAGGCGAUUGCGGCCUACACCAGAGCCAUCGAGCUGAGCGAGAGUGACACGUCGCUGGACUCGCUAGACUCCCUGGAUGAUGGAACCAAGCCGAAGAACCCUUCCAUCCAGAUAUAUUUUGCGAACCGGGCGUUCUGCCAUAUCAAGAUGGACCGCAGCCCUUUGUUCAUGUUCUUCUUUCUCUUCGUGAUUCCA
Prorocentrum cordatum is the source of this 363-nucleotide messenger RNA. Lineage: Eukaryota; Dinophyceae; Prorocentrales; Prorocentraceae. The record is from the annotation of a GenBank genome assembly.